CCUUGCAAAUUUCAAACACAACACGACAAACCACUCCCAGAACCCCCUCACUCUCCACUGAAAUCAGUAAAUGCUUAACCACUAACCUUAAAUUUAAAAUAGGGUUUCUUCGUUUCUUCAUUGCAAAAGAAUCGAAUGGCCGAGUCACCGUUGCAACUCAUCUCCGAAAUCGGUACCGAACUAGUUCAACUUACUCGCUUCAACAAGAGCGUAUUUCUCAAAUUGCUCAAACAAGCUGUCAGUGUUUUGUCAGAAAUUGAACAGCCUGUAACACUGGAAGCUUCCAAAAAGCAAAAGGCUCUAAAGGAGCUAGAAAUUGCCACAAAGCCUCUGAGGAAAUCUAUCCUUAAGCAUGGCCUGAUUCGAAAAAAUGAUAAAGAAGUUAGACUCUUUGUGGUCAUAUGUGUCAGUGAAAUUUUUCGGAUCUUGGCACCUGAACCACCCUUUGAAGAUAAAUAUCUUAGGGGAUUUUUUGAAGUUGUUGUUGGAACUUUUAAGGAGCUGGGUGAUACUGCGUGCCCCUUUUUUUCGAGGAGGGUUAAAAUAUUAGAGACUGUUGCUCGAUGUAAAUGUUUUGUGAUAAUGCUGGAUAUUGACUGCAGUGAUUUAGUUCUGGAAAUGUUUAACAACUUUUUCUCAAUUGUGAGUGAACAUCAUCAACCAUGUUUGGUUAAUGAUAUCUUGUCUAUAAUGAUGCAUAUUUUGAAUGAGGAACCUUCUCUGCCGCUUCUGGAAGUAGUUUUGCAAAAUCUUGUAAAGCAGGAAAAGGGUGCACCUUCUGCUGCUUCACAGCUUGCUGUUUCUGUCAUUCAAUGUUGUGCAGAAAAACUGCAGCCCUUUGUUUGUGGGUUCUUAACAUCUUGUUUUCUGGACAGAGAUGCCACAUGGAGUGAACUCAGAGAAUUGUAUCAUGAAAUUAUGUUUAAAAUUUUUCAAUGUGCUCCUCAGAUGCUUGUUGCUGUCAUCCCAAACUUGAUUCAAGAAUUAUCUAUUGAUCAGGUUGAUGUCCGGAUAAAAGCGCUUAAUUUAAUUGGAAAACUCUUUGCCCUACCAAAAAAUGGUGUUGCAGAAAGACAUCGUGACCUUUUUGUAGAGUUCUUGAAAAGGUUCUCUGACAAAUCUCCUGAAGUUAGGAUAAGAGCUCUGCAAUGUGCUAAAGCCUACUACUUGGCCAAUCCAUUUGGGGCAGAAUCUCAUGAAGUUCUCACUGCCCUUGAAAGUCGACUGUUAGACUUUGAUGACAGAGUGAGAACAGAGGCAGUGAUUGUUGCUUGUGAUCUUGCCAAGUCUAACCUGAAAUUUCCACCUGACCUAAUAUUUAAUGCUACUGAGAGACUUCGGGAUAAGAAGAUAGCUGUUAGAAAAAAGGUCUUGCAAAAGUUGCUGGAAGUAUAUCGAGAUUAUUGCAGAAAGUGUUAUGAAGGCCGCAUGACAAUUUGUGAUCAUUAUGAAGAAAUUCCAUGUAAAAUCCUGAUGCUUUGCUAUGAUAAAGAUUGCAAGGAGUUCAGGUCCCAAAACAUUGAGCGAGUUCUUCUGGAGGAUUUAUUUCCCGUUCUUGAAAUUGAGGAGAGGACAAGGCACUGGGUUCAUUUAUUUUCUCUUUUUGAGCCACUUCACAUGAAGGCAUUGAACUCUAUUUUAUCUCAGAAACAGAGGUUACGAACUGAAAUGCGAUGUUAUUUGUCUUUACGAAAGAAAGAGAAGGAGAAAUCUCCAGAAGAAACACAGAAGAGAAUUAACAGUUUAUUUAUGAAAAUGUCGGCUUCCUUUAUGGAUCCUUCUAAAGCAGAAGAGUGCUUUCAGAGGUUAAACAAGUUGAAAGAUAAUAACAUUUUCAAUGCUCUGGAUGAAUUAUUGGAUGAACUGACAAUUGAAAAUGCCAAGACUGCUAGAGAUAAACUUCUAAAAUUGAUAGGAGAUAAACAUCCGGAUUUUGAAUUUUUGCAACUGCUCUCCUCAAGAUGCUUGUAUAUUUUUGAUUCGGAUCAUGUUCACUGUAUUGUGGAUGGUCUUUCCAGCAACAGAUUCAGAGAUAAUCAGUUGGAGGCUGCUCUUAAUCUUCUUCUGGCUAUUGUCAGUGUGUUUCCUUUGCUUCUGAGAGGUUCAGAAGAGAAGUUCCAAAAGUUGCUAAAAGGGAAUGACAUGAUUAAUGAUAAGCUGAUUGAAGUCUUGGCAAAAGCCGGCCCUCAUAUUUCUGUCAAAUUUAGUGACAUUUACCCUUUGUUGGAGGGGUUGUGUCUUGAGGGAACUCGUGCUCAGUCCAAAUCUGCUGUUUCUGCAAUUGCUUCAUUAAGUGGCACUUCUGGGCAACUUAUUUUCACAAACUUAUGCAAGAGACUUGUGGAGUCUCUACAUAGGGGGCAGAAAAUUCCAACUGUCUUGCAAUCAUUGGGUUGCAUUGCACAAUAUUCUUUCUCAACUUUUGAAACUCAAGAAGAAGACAUCACACCAUACAUAUAUAAAAACAUUAUUCAAGUGGAACUCUUAGAUGAUCUAGCUUUAUUCAAUGAGACUUGCCAGUCUGAUGCUUCUUGUGAUUUGAAGAUUUUUGGGCUCAAAACCCUUGUCAAGAGUUUUUUGCCACAUCGAGGAUCUCAUGUCAAAAGGAAGAUUGAUGAAUUGCUACAUGUUUUGUCAAAGAUGCUCCUAAGGGCUGACACUUCUGAUGCUCUCCUUUUAUGUGAAAGUUUAAGAUUAGCUGCUGCAAAAUCUGUCCUCCGGCUUUCAAGAAGAUGGGACUUGCAUAUUUCGCCAGAGAUUUUCUCUUCUACAAUUUCAGUGGUCAAGGACCUGUCUGCAUCUGCUUGCAAAUCAUUUCUUCAUAAAACGUACAAGUGGCUAAAGGCACAUCUUCUACCCAGUAGAUAUGCAUGUGCUUUUGCAUUUGCCAGCUCUGAUUGUCCGAAGGAUAUGCAAGAUGAUGUUUCCAAUUAUAUGGACAAAUUCAUCAAUCAAUACAUUAGAGAAGCUCGAAUUCGCCAGAAUUCUGCAGUGCAAGGGGUAUCAAUUACUGAUUACCCAGCAUAUGUAGUGGUAUUCUUGAUCCAUGUUCUUGCACACGAUAAGAACUUCUUACUUGAAGACUUUCAAGAUGAAGGGAAGAUUGCUAAGUUUUUUUGUCCACUUUUUUCAAUACUGAAGGCAUUAGUCAAUGCUAGUAUUGUUGACGGUGACACGGAUCUUGUUAAAGAUGCUAUCUUAUAUUUGCUUUGUAUCUUUCGUGCUAUUAAAAAAGCCGAGGAUGCUGUUGAUGCUCAGAAAACUCCUAAUUUGCACAUUCUAGCGGACAUUGGAAUCUCCAUUGUGAAUGAAUUAAAUCAUAAUGGCAUGCCUUCCUCACGUGCCCCUGGACUGAUUCUUUUGCCGUCAUCAUUAUAUCAAAUUAGUGUUGCUAGGAAGAGUGAAGAGGCUAGUUUAAAACAUAUUUCUCAGCGCAGUUCCGGACAAAGUUUUGUUGAGCGAGUAGUUCAUAUUUUCAAAUCUCAUUUUUCUCUGACUUUGAGGAAUCAUUUUCCUAAACGUAGUCAAAGGCGUCAAGUAGGUAGCAGAAAGCCAGCUAUCACUCACAGCGAAUUGGACAUGGUGGUGGGCAAGCAACAUGAUUUGCCAACAUGUGCAAUGGAGCCUAAAAACAAAUAUGUUGAGAAGGAAACCAGUACAAGAUGUAAACAGAAAGUGGCUCAUUCCUUUACUGCACAUGUAACGAGUGGAUUGCUCAAUAAGUGUUUUACUGCAGAGGAGCGCAAAAAUGAUGCAAUUAAAAGUUCUGCAUCAUUUCUGGAGAAAGGGCUACUUUCUUCCUGCGAUUCUGUAGCUAUGGAAAGUAUUACUGAAUCACAAGUUUUAUCUCAGAAUAAUGAAAAAAGUGCUGAUUCUUUGAAAGAGAAUAUUGCGCUGGUUAGUAGUUUUACUGCUGAACCUUCAAAAUACUCCACGGCCAAGUUCAAGGAUCCUUGCAGUUCAAAGACCACAUAUGAUGGUUGGGAGGUUAACUUAUUAUGCUUGGACAGUGAGGACUGUGUGACUAAUGGUGGUGACUCCUUGUCAGAAAGGGACGCUUUGUUGGAAGAGGAUUCAAAUACCAUUCAUUUACGGCAUGGGUGAGUUCUUAAUAAUCUCUCACUUGAAUUUUACAGGCAUGUUAAUGGGAUGGGAUCUCAGUAACCCUUUUCUGUCACAUAAUGGGAUGGGAAUCUCUCUCUCUCUCUCUCUCUAUAUAUAUAUAUAUAUAUAUGCAAGUGCGUGUGUGUAUAUAUAUGUGUAUUAUUCUUGUAAUUUCUGUCAUAUUUAUCUCUUCCUCCCAGUUAAAAGGAGAGAUUUUUCAUUUUUUUUUAAUUUUCCCUGUAAGUUCUAUUUUGUCAUAACUCGCCAUUCUCAUAGUUAUGUUAAUUUACCAUCUCUUCCCCUGUGCCCAAGUAAGCACCAAAUAGUUCUUGCUGCUUUUUGUAAUAAUAAUCUCUCAGUUUUAGAGAAUCCUUCCUCUUUAACCACAUUGGAAACUUUGAACAUAUAUGACCUGAGAUUAUUACCUAAGGACAUUAGUUUGAUCUUUGUGGGUUUGCAUUACUAGGAACCUUACACCUUCAUCAUUAAAGGCAUUUUUAUCAUUUUUAUGUAUCAUUCAUUGUACUUGGUUGUCUAUAAGCUCAGGUAUAUCAGUUCCAGUGAUUGUGUGUCACAUUCAUCUCUCAGUAAUCUGAACAAAUCGGUUGAUACAUUUGGGGAUGCUGCUGCCCAAGAGCAAAAAACUUCAUCAAAACGAGAGUGUGGAAAGUUUUCUAGCAGAACAGUCACUUUGGCUGCAAAGGGAAAGAGGGGACGAAAAAAUUUGGAGGAGAUGUCGGUCUCAGAAGUCAUCCUUUUAAAUGACGAUGCUGGUCUCAGAAGAAGUCGGAGACAGAAAACUAAAGCAGCUGCCGUAUAAUAUAGUUUUCCUUCUGUCAAGAAAACUACCUCUGGUUAUUGGGAAACAGAAAAAUUGUUUUAAGUUAGGAUUAUAACUAGCUGAGAAGUCAAGUUUGUUGACUCUUGGCUGUCGUCGGAGUAGAUAGGUUCCACAAAUCCCGCCUAUAUUUUUUCUUUUCUUUUUUUCUUUUUCAGCUUCUGUAAAUCCUUUCUCUAAAUUUACUUCUUGUACAGUCACUUCAUGUUUUCAUUUGUAGAAGGGAACAUUGUAUCUGGGCAACAUUGAUUAUUAUUAAGUUUCCACUUUCUCAUUGGAGUUAUUAUAUAGCAUGUUGGAAUC
This is a messenger RNA of Pistacia vera, 5245 nucleotides long. RefSeq names its product sister chromatid cohesion protein PDS5 homolog A. Gene Ontology annotation, biological process: mitotic sister chromatid cohesion; DNA repair. Lineage: Eukaryota; Viridiplantae; Streptophyta; Magnoliopsida; Sapindales; Anacardiaceae. The transcript is spliced from 28 exons. Gene Ontology annotation, cellular component: chromatin; nucleus. The coding region runs from base 136 to 4104 and encodes 1322 amino acids. The record is from RefSeq and is a predicted model, not a curated record.